Molecule: messenger RNA, 726 nt
Organism: Ceratosolen solmsi marchali
Lineage: Eukaryota; Metazoa; Arthropoda; Insecta; Hymenoptera; Agaonidae
Source: RefSeq, a predicted model, not a curated record
AUGCAAUUAGUCGGAGCUUUUAACACGGGCUAUUGGCUUAUGAGCUUCUUUGUGAUGGUUACGGGAGAAUCGGUAGCCGCAGAGCCGAAGCAUUUGGUUUACCCGCCCGUGACGGAUCUCGGUCCCAAUAAAGUUCAGCUGGUGUUGGGUCUGGGAAUUCCUAUGGAAAUUGAUGCGAAUACGAUCAUGGGUUACGUAAUAAAAUAUAGUUAUCGCCUGCCGUCUAACGCAUCUUAUCUCACCGAACCGUACGUCCGUCUCCAGAGAACAGCAGCUAAGGAUGUACUCUCGAGAGAAACAGCAAAGAAUAGAGAUCAGUCAGGUUCGCCUCUUUCACAUGGUGUCAAUAGUAUUGGACGAUAUGUAAUUUAUAAAAUAGUUGAGUCGGUUAUUGACUCAAACUUUCAAUCGGGCAAGAGUUGCCUUUUGAGGGCCAUUUGCGAGGCAGCGACAACGCCCUUAAACGUCGAUGACGGUCUUUUCGCCCAACUGACACAUGUUUUCCUCACGCCGUCCAGCACUGCGGACCAAGAGGCGAUUGAUCAGGAAUAUCUGGCAGCCGAAUACAUCGGCCGUCGUCGUCGGCCGAACGAAUGCUCCCGGGCAUUCAGUGAGUGCGAUAGUAAUUUUCUAGAUUACUUCAGCAAGAUUUACUGAAGCGAGCCACCCAGGUCUUUGUAACAGGAUCCGCCCCUGAAAAUUACCGCCUUACGAUACAGGAGGAUU